AUGUUGGAUUGCUGGUUGGAAUCAGUCUCCUACCUCCCAUCUUUCCUAGACGAUCCCAACGAUCUCAACUCCUACCAAUGGAUUUCCGGUUGGAAUCAGGCCGACGAAUUCGCGGCAACAAUGGCAGCGGCUGCAACUCCUCCUCAAAGCCUUCUUCUUCCCCCUACCAAUAACAGUACAUUCCAAAAUUACUCCACCUCCCUUCUGACUCAACCUGAGAACCCGAUCAAAUUCGAUCAUCCAACGCCACAGCCAACGAUCUCCAACCCCCCACCGAAGAAGCGCAAAUUGCCCGAUUCGCCCGCUCCGAGACCCGCCCCGAUCAGCAACCCGAAGAAAAGCCAGAGCUUUGUCGACGAUCAGCAUGAGGAUUCUGCUAUCCCAGCAGCAGCCGGCGGCGGCGGCGGAAGGAGGGCGAGCGGAGGGAAGAAAGGCGGGAAGCAGAGUCAGGGGAGCGGGAGUAAUAACAAGGACGGGAGCAACAAGGAAGGGAGGUGGGCAGAGCAGCUCCUGAAUCCCUGCGCCGCCGCCAUCGCCGCCGCCAACUUCUCCCGCGUCCAGCACCUGCUCUACGUCCUCCACGAGCUCUCCUCCCUCACCGGAAGCGCCAACCACCGCCUCGCCGCCUACGGCCUCCGAUCCCUCACCCACCACUUAUCCCCUGCUUCUCCCCCGCCGCCGGCGACGGCGGCCGGGUCCAUCACGUUCGCCACGACGGAGCCCAAAUUCUUCCAGAAAUCGCUGCUGAAAUUCUACGAGGUCAGCCCCUGGUUCUCGUUUCCGAACAAGAUCGCCAACGCGUCGAUCCUCCAAAUCCUCGGUCAAGAAACCGAUCCGUUGCGAAACCUUCACAUCCUCGACAUCGGCGUUUCCCACGGCGUCCAGUGGCCGACCCUGCUCGAAGCUCUCACCCGCCGCACCGGCGGGCCGCCGCCGCUGGUGAGAAUCACUCUAUUGACCGCCGCCGCCAUGGAAACCAACCAGAUCGGAGAAACCCCGUUCUCGAUCGGACCUCCGGGGGACAAUUUCGCCACCAGGCUGCUCUGUUUCGCCAAAUCGAUGAACAUAAACCUGCAGAUCAACCGCCUCGACAACCGCCCGUUGCAAACCCUAAAUCCCCAAAUCAUCGACACGAAUCACGAGGAAACCCUAAUCGUGUGCGCCCAAUUCCGCCUCCACGGGCUGAGCCACAACAAUCCCGACGAGAGAACAGAGUUUCUGAAGACCCUGAGGCGAUUGGAGCCCAAGGGAGUGGUUCUGAGCGAGAACAACAUGGAUUGCAGCUGCAACGGGUGCGUGGAUUUCCCGACGGGGUUUUCUCGGAGAGUGGAGUACCUGUGGCGGUUCUUGGACUCGACGAGCUCGGCGUUCAAAGGGAGGGAGAGCGAGGAGAGGAGGAUGAUGGAAGGGGAAGCGGCGAGGGCGCUCGUGAGAGGUGGAGGUGGGGAGAUGAAGAACGAGAGGAAGGAGAAGUGGUGCGAGAGGAUGAGAGGGGUUGGGUUCUGCGGGGAAGGGUUUGGGGAAGACGCCAUUGAUGAAGCUCGAGCUCUGCUGAGGAAGCACGAUGGGAAUUGGGAGAUGAGGGUGGAGGAGAGGGAUGGGUUCGUGGGGUUGUGGUGGAAAGGGCAGCCGGUGUCGUUCUGCUCGCUGUGGAAGCUGGAAGAAGGCGGCGGCGACGGGGAGUGA
This is a messenger RNA of Linum tenue, 1686 nucleotides long. The record is from the annotation of a GenBank genome assembly. Lineage: Eukaryota; Viridiplantae; Streptophyta; Magnoliopsida; Malpighiales; Linaceae.